This is a messenger RNA of Polyodon spathula (Mississippi paddlefish), 921 nucleotides long. RefSeq names its product mast/stem cell growth factor receptor Kit-like. The transcript has 6 exons. The coding region runs from base 104 to 913 and encodes 269 amino acids. The record is from RefSeq and is a predicted model, not a curated record. NCBI's taxonomy places the organism in Eukaryota, Metazoa, Chordata, Actinopteri, Acipenseriformes, Polyodontidae.
UCAGGUACAGCCUCCAGUUAUUAGUCUUGAUAAAGUUGAAGUUAUUCUAAAGGAAGGUGAGGCGUUUGAAGUUAAAUGCAAAACUCUUAAUGUGGAUCACGAGAUGGAGAUGAAGUGGAAUUAUCCCAAGAAUGCGGCUCCAAUAAAAAAAAAUAACUCUCGUUCCAAACUAAACAUCUUUGAAAUGGAAUCAACUCUGCACAUUGACUCUGUAAAUACCACUGAUUCUGGGAAUUAUGGAUGUGAAGCAAAAAAUCACUUUGGAUCCUCUUCAGCCUCAAUGUUACUGAAUGUUUUAGAGACAGGAUUCAUAAACAUGUCUAUUCCUGGGGACAGAACUAUCGAAGUUAACACUGGAGAAACCCUUAUUCUGCCAGUAGAAUUUACAGCAUACCCACGGCCUGACAAACUGUACUGGAUGUACAUGAAUGUAACUUUACAGAAUGACUCUGACCAUUUUAUCACUUCAGAUGAAAAUGGCUAUAGGUACAGCAGCAAACUGAACCUCGUGCGUUUGACAGGAACAGAAGGAGGGAAUUACACUUUUCAUGCAUCCAGUUCAGACACCUCCUCCAGUAAAACAUUUACAGUUCAUGUCAAAAGUAAGCCAGAGAUAAUCUCGCAAGACGGACCAAUUAGUGGCAUAGUCCGGUGUAUCGCAGCCGGCUACCCAGUUCCUAAAGUGUCCUGGUACUAUUGUCUGGGCCCUCAAAAGCGCUGUUUUGGCCAACCCAAUGCUACUAAGGAGGAGGGCGUCAACAUCAACCUAUCGAGCCCAGCCUUCGGCAGAAGACAAAUCGAAAGCAGAAUGAAUGUUUCCAAGCUGCAUAGAAAUAUUACACUGGAGUGCCUGGCUCAGAGUGAUGCUGGACAGGAUUAUUAUAUAUUUAGAAUAGAAAUAGAAGGUAAUUGAUUAUUACA